Molecule: messenger RNA, 243 nt
Organism: Colletotrichum orchidophilum
Lineage: Eukaryota; Fungi; Ascomycota; Sordariomycetes; Glomerellales; Glomerellaceae
Exons: 1
Coding region: 1-243 (80 amino acids)
Source: RefSeq, a predicted model, not a curated record
AUGCAGCCGACCCUCGAGCCCGCGGACCACCACCACCACCGUCCCUGGGCAGACAAACUGCCGUUUGAACACCGACACCACCAACGAAGUCUCUCAGCGGCGCAAUCCUUCGACUCUAUUCAGCUCAGUUUUCUGACAAAACCCUACGGUCGCGUCGGAAUCGCCGGCAAACGGCUCCCGGACCUGGUCGAGGCGAACCCCUUCCCCCGCCCUGCACAGAACUCGACAUCUGAUGUUCUCUGA